AUGGAGAAAGUGUUUACAGUCAACAAUGUUGUGUUGAAUCGACGGGGGCUGCAUAUUUUGGGAACACUCAUUUUAUCGUCGUAUCACUUGGUAUUCACUUUUCAAUCGCCCACUACCGAUACAAAUACUAGUACAAAUACUAGUACUAGUACUAAUACAGCAACUAAUUCUAAUACUUCUGCCACACCAUCAUCAAUAGUGGCUCAAAAGCCUCCACCACAAAAAGAGAUCUGGAUAUGCUAUCCAAUAAUUGAACGAAUAUCGAAAGCUCGCGGAUCUACUUGGUUGAAUAACAACCCAUCUAAUGAUAGUAACGACCGUCAUUCGUCGUCAAACUCGUUGCGGAAAAGUAUAGGCUCUACAGCCCCGAAAUUUGAAGGGUUUGACAAUUAUAGUGCUUCGCAUAUUAGAUUGCAAUGUAAGGACUUUACAUACUUUUCUUUUGAUUUCAAAAAUGACUUGAUAUGCUGUGAGGUGUUUAAUAAGAUGAGCUCAUUGAUCACGAGGAGCAAGGUUGAAAACAGCAACAACAAUAACAACAACAACAACAACAACAACAACAAUAGCCUCAAACUGUUCUAUGCGUACUCGUACGUGCCUAAUAGUAUUGAACAAAACCUACCAGUGAAAGGUUGGGACUUGUAUGACCCUUUUGAAGAAUACGACAGGCUAGGACUUCUACCCAAAGAUGGAAAGUUCUGGCAGGUGACAAACAUUAAUGAAGAUUACAAAUUUUGUCCUUCGUAUCCGCGGUAUAUGAUUGUUCCCGGGUCAAUAUCCGAUAAUGUCUUGAAACAUGCUGGGAAGUUUAGAUCAAAGCAAAGAAUUCCUGCCGUGGUGUACAAACACAAGGGUAAUGUUAACGGGAAUGUUAUUGCUCGAUGUGCGCAACCUUUGGUUGGUCUCAAUUUGCAGAACCGAUCUAUACAAGACGAGAAGUUAAUUGGAGAGAUUUUCCACUCGCAAGAGUUGGAGAGAAACUCAAGAAUCGCAGCAACAGCUGAGGAUAGUGAGAAUAAUGAUAGGGACAGCGAUAGUGAUGUCGAGUACCAGUCGCAACAGCCACAACGUAAUUUGCUUGUUGACCUUCGACCAAUCACCAACGCGAUGGCUCAACAUGCCUUGGGAGCUGGUACCGAAAAUGUCGACAAUUACAGAAACAAAAAAUUGCAUAGCGAUGCGUAUAGCAAAGACAAUGGACAUGGAAAUGGUAACUCAUUAAAUACCACGCGACAUGUUAGGCAAGUGGAUAAAAUAUUUUGUAACAUUGAUAAUAUCCAUGUUGUACGAGACUCUUUGAAUAAGUUGACUACGAUACUUAAUGAUCUUGAUAAAUAUCUGCCGCCUCAAGCGUCGCUAUUGCCGGCACAAAAUCAAUCGUCAAAGGCAUUAACAAAGACCCAGUGGUUGCAUAGACUUUCCAUUAUCCUUCAAUCGGUUGAUCGAAUAAUCAAAUCCAUUCAUUUAAACAACACAAAUGUGAUUAUUCAUUGUUCUGAUGGUUGGGAUAGGACUUCACAAGUAUCUGCACUAGCGCAACUAUGCCUUGACCCGUAUUAUAGAACAACAAGGGGGUUUAUGAUUCUUAUUGAGAAGGAAUGGGGUAGUUUUGGUUUCAAGUUUAAAACAAGGGCUGAUCAUGGUGGCUGCAUAGGCGCUGUUACAAAAAAGGAAAAGUACACGUACCCUGGUCCCAACUCCGCCAAUACUAGUACUAGUACUACUACUCCUACUAGUACUACUAAUACAAACCAUACCGAAUUGGAACAAUCUGAAUCGGUGACUGGGGGUCAAUCAUUGUUGGAAACACAGUUGCUACCUGAAAAUUCCACAAUGUUGGACAGUAAACCACUCGCCGACUUUUCUAGUAAUGCAGCUGCUAGCGUGUCAUCGUUUUUCCAAAAAGCAGCCAAAGCAGCUCGCGAUUUGAAGAACACGGCACAAAAUGGAUUGUCAAAUUUUCCAGUAGACGAGUUUGGUGAUUCCUUUAUUAAGGAUCUGGCUUCAAACAAGACGCUGUCGAGUAUAUCUUUUUCAUCAAGCACAUAUAGUGGCAGUAGCGAAAGGUCACCAGUUUUCCAUCAAUUCCUUGAUUGCAUCUAUCAGAUAUACCGCCAAAAGCCCAGUUGUUUUGAAUUUAAUUCACGUUUUUUGAAGAGGUUGCUUUACCAUUAUUAUUCGUGCCAAUAUGGGUCGUUUUUGUGCGACUCGGAGAGGGAAAUGAGGCAAGUUUAUAAAGUUGAUGAGUCUACAGUUUCAGUUUGGGACUACUUCAACUCAAGACCGCAAGAGUUUAAAAACCCUUUAUAUGCAGGUAACCAGCUGACACAAGCACAAAUACAAGCAAAGAUUGGCGAAUUCGCAGUUGAUGGCGAGGAUAGCGACGUCGUUAACAAUAAUAGUGAGAAUAACGGAGUAGUGUUUUUUAAUUCUGCCGACGUCAAGUGGUGGUUUGAAUUAUAUGGUCGCACCGAUGAAGAGAUGAAUGGGCUAUCAAAUUCAUUGGAACGUAAAUUUGCUCGAAUGGCAACAAAAUGA
This is a messenger RNA of Lodderomyces elongisporus, 2538 nucleotides long. It is a transcript of the gene YMR1, whose product is annotated as phosphatidylinositol-3-phosphatase. Gene Ontology annotation, cellular component: membrane. Gene Ontology annotation, biological process: phosphatidylinositol dephosphorylation. The transcript has 2 exons. Gene Ontology annotation, molecular function: phosphatidylinositol-3-phosphate phosphatase activity. NCBI's taxonomy places the organism in Eukaryota, Fungi, Ascomycota, Pichiomycetes, Serinales, Debaryomycetaceae. The record is from RefSeq and is a predicted model, not a curated record. Bases 1 to 2538 code for a protein of 845 amino acids.